AUGAUGAUAUUUCUGUAUUUUUCAUUUUGUAUCGUAUUCUGGUGCGUUAUCUCGUUAUGGGACGUUAAUUCUGUCCCAUCUGAUUCGUCUGAGAGACUCUCUACAAAGUCCCUGAAUAAGUUCUGCAUUUCUCCUGCAUCCUCGUCUGUUUCCACUGGUUUGAUGGUUUCCAUGUUGAUUCGACUGAACAGCUUCUCAAACUCAACUUUCUCCUGA
Molecule: messenger RNA, 216 nt
Organism: Enterospora canceri
Lineage: Eukaryota; Fungi; Microsporidia; Enterocytozoonidae
Source: the annotation of a GenBank genome assembly